AGCCAUGGCGUCCCGCAGGGCUCCGCUGCGGCGCUUCAGCGACGAGCCGGCGUGCAGCUUGCUCCGAGGCUCCUGUGACACCAAGCCUUCAGCUGCCCCGAGGAGCUCUUCAUCCUCUGAAGCAGAUCAGCGCGUUAGGAAACAGAACAGUGAAACAAGUCUGAAUGAUGAGAAUACAACUGCCUCUGGAGCUGGAAGAAGACUUGCAUCUCUUGGAUCACUACCAGUUAGUGGGAGUCUGAAGCCUAGAAAAGAUCUUAUCCUUAUGAGGGAGAAAAAGAAACAGAAGACACUGGAGAAAGAGAUUCGUGCAUUAGUGAGAGAACGUGGAGAGCAGGAUAAAAAACUUCAGGCCCUGGAUGAAGACUUUGUUAAGAUGGAAGCUAAGCUGAGUGCUGCAGUUCAGGAGAAAACAUCUCUUCUGGCAAAUGUUGCUUGCCUGAAAAAACAGCUUCUGGAAUUAACAAGAACCAAUGAACUACUAAAAUCUAAGCUAUCUGAAGAUAGUGUGCAGAAGAAAAUGAGCAGUCUAUGUAUGGAGUUAAUGAAGCUCAGAAACAAGAGGGAUGCUAAGGAGAAGACUGCACUUGCAAAGCAGGAGAACAUGGAAAUGAAGCUGCAGGAAGUUCAAAGGAAUUUGGAGCAUUCAAAAGGAAAAGUAGCACAGUUACAAGAAAAGUUAUCUGCUACAGAGAGAGAGAAAGUGGAUGAUAAGUCUGACACUGAAAAACUCCUGGAAUAUAUCACAGAGCUUGGUAGUGUUGCAGAAACUGUAGAGAAAUAUAAACUAGAUGUUGCUCAAAUGGAGGAGACACUGAUCAAGAAAGAGCAAGACGUGAAGAUUCUGAGGGAUACACUCAGAAUGAAAGAGGAAGAAUCAAAUACACUGCUCAGAGCACUUAAUGAACGGUGUGAGUUUCUAGAACAAGAAAAAGAGAGAGAAUCGUCUGAGAGCAGAGGAAAAGUCCUGAGUAUGAAUGCUGAAAUAGAAGAACUGAAGAAAAAAGUUCUCAUAGAAGAGCAAGAACACCAAAAACUACUUGAGAAACAAGAGGAAUUAAUCUCUCAGCUUCAGCAAGAAAAGGAAUUGUCUGCAUCUAUGCACCAGAAGUUACUCAAUCUUCAGGAUGAGGUAACGAGUGAGAGAUGUCUCCUGGAAGAAGAGUUGAAGAGUGCAAUGAAUGAGCUGGACAAACUACAUGCUAAGGAGAAGAAAGCUGAGAAGCUGGUGAAGCUGUUGGAAAAAGAAACCAAAUCUAAAGCCCUUGAACUUGCACAGAUGGAAGUGAAGUUAAAAGGGAAGAAUGCUGAGUUGGAGCAAAUCAAGGAAACGCACAGCAAUACAGUUCUGCAAAUCCAAGAAGAGCUUAACAACACGCUGCGUAAACUGGGAGAGAAUGUUGCUGAGUUUGAAAGCUACAAGACAACAACAGCUGAAGAAAUACGCAGUCUUAAACUGGAGAACACUUCUCUGCAGGAGCAAGUUGCUGACCUGAAAAAAAUAUGUGAAGAUAAUCUACAGCUGCUCCAGGAAGCAGAUUACACUAAAAACAAGGCAAAAGAAGAAUGUGCAAGGAUGAUUUUAGAAGCCCAGACAAAGCUUGCUCUAAAAGAAGCAGAAGCAGAGAGAACAAAAGAGUCUUGCCUCAUACAAGUGACAAAACUACAGGAAAAACUGGAAGAGUUAACUGAAGAUCUGAAAAAAAAAUCUGAAGUGGAAAAAUCAAGGAAAACCAUACAUGAAGACAUGACCUCUAGCUUAAAAGAAGAGAUAAAGACCUGGCGUAAUCUAUAUGAAGAACUGCAUAACAAAACUAAGCCCUUUCAGCAACAACUAGAUGCAUUUGAAGCAGAGAAAAAUGCUCUUCUAAAUGAGCAAGGUGCAGCUCAAGAAGAACUGAAUAAACUAAGUGAAGCGUAUGCUAAACUACUUGGCCACCAAAACCAGAAACAAAAAAUCAAGCAUGUUAUGAAGUUGAAGGAAUAUAAUACCCACCUGCAGCAGGACAUCUCAAAACUGCGUGCGCUUCUUGCAAAAGAGAAACAAACAAACAGAGAUCUGCAGGAGCAGCUGUAUACAAUUCAGGGCGUUAGGCGUUUUGAUCCUUCUAAAGCUUUCCAGCAUGAUAGCAAGGAAAAUAUUCCUCCAAAAACUCCUUUUAAAGAAGGCAAUAGAAACAAAGUUUAGUCUCUUCUCAUUGUUGAGGAAACAAGUACUACAGAAGAUUUCAACAGACCGUUCAAGAUGAACUUGGCUGCCAUCUGUAAUAGGCAUUGCUAUGAAUACUUGGGAUGUGAUUAAAAAAAAAAAAAGCCAUUUUCAGAAAACAGCUUGGUCGUACUCUUACUUGAAGACAUAACUGGUAUGUUCCAGAUUCCUGGUACUGCCACUAUAACUGUCAUUGUUUGACUUGCUUUGUUUUCUGAAGGUACUCAGUUUUCAACAGGUCAGCUUGAGUUCAGAGAAGGUGAAUAAUCAUGAGGGAACAGGGAUGACAAACAAAACAUGCCUUUGUGAAUGUUAUUUUGUAACUAUUGAGUUUCUGCAGUUUGUUAAACUAAUUUUGCUGGUUAUGGUUGCUUUGAUGCCAAGGGCAGAAAUGAUUUCUAAAAACCCUUUUUCCUUUGUGGCUUAUGUAAUAUAGAACAAAUGUAAAAACUAUAUUGUGUAGUUGGCAUGGAUAUUUUUAAUGGGAUCCAUAUUUAAGGCGUUGUAACUUCAUUCCUGGGGCUGGAUAAUGCAACUCUUCUCAGAAAAAGAUUUCCAGGUAAAACUCAAAACAGCUGCUUUGUCCAUCUAAAUGUUUGUAUCAUGUGGCUCAGAUAAGUGUCUUAAGGGGAGUUUGUUUUACAGAUGCUGUACUCGCAAGACUUAAAUUGUCAUGGUCAUUUUAGUUGUCUAUCUUAGCUGAUCUUAUGUGAAAGAGAAUACUAACGGAACUUGGUUUGAGUGAGAGGAUGCCCACUACACACUGAUUGUGUAGAACUGUUUUUGGCAAGGUGGAAGUAAUCUGUUGAAAUGCAUCAAAAAUCAAGGAUAUUUUAGAAUAAAUAUUUCCAAUGA
Molecule: messenger RNA, 3064 nt
Organism: Lagopus leucura (white-tailed ptarmigan)
Lineage: Eukaryota; Metazoa; Chordata; Aves; Galliformes; Phasianidae
Gene: HMMR
Product: hyaluronan mediated motility receptor
Exons: 18
Coding region: 5-2188 (727 amino acids)
Cellular component (GO): membrane
Molecular function (GO): hyaluronic acid binding
Source: RefSeq, a predicted model, not a curated record